UUGGAACACUUAUACGAUGUCGUUUGAUAAUAACAUGUUGUUGCAUGUCGCGUCGUACCUUUCAAUUAUAGAAUUGCUUUGAGUAAAUAUUCAACAUACCUUCGAAUUAUAGCUCAAAUCAUUUGGGAAUAUCGACAUGUAACUCGGUGAAAAUGCGCUGUUACUAUGUACUUUAUGUAGUCUGUUAGUGAAUAAGACGAUACUUCGUUCCUAUUUUGAUAUUGCAGGACGACUAGACCACAGUAGAAUGAUAUGUUGAUGAAGAUCAAACCGACACGGCUUGUAUAGAGCACCAUAUUCACUGAUAAACUUAUAAAUAAGAAAUUUCUCUGCACCCCUGCUUCGAAUAUAUACCAGUAGAACGCAAACUGAAUAUUUUAUAUGAAAGAACAGAGAAAAGAAAAUUAGUAUUAAAAAGGUAGAUGAAUUGAAAGCUUUUAAGUCUGUGCAUUGUUAAACAGAGGAUCAAAUUAAGUGCUAGAAAUCGUAAAGAUGUACAGUAUCGUUUCUAUCUUAUGCUUACUAGUUAUUUCGGAUUUUUCUCUUGGCGAUGGGCAAAACCGAUACCUGAGCUGUUCACAGCUGAACAGUUUUUGUAUGGAAAGUGGAAGUUCCGUUGGGGACCUUGAACCAAGCCCGUCUCAUUUUCAACAAGGCUGUAGGCAAGGGAAGGCCGGCGCUAAGGGCGACAAAGGAGAUACUGGACCUACGGGACCGUCUGUGGAAAUUGACUACGAUGGACUGGAGAGAAGAAUAUUGAAUAAAGUAAAAGAAAUGAUCAUCAAUUGUCGAGUUGUGUAUAAUGACUCGUGUUUUGUUCUGGUUGGGGCCCGAGGAAACAAAUACAGCAAACAGGAUCUGGAACGAAAAUGUGAACGCAUCGGUGGAAAGUUGGCAAAUUUAUACAACGAAGAACAUCGAGUCAAAGUCAGUCAAUAUAUUCGAAGUUUAUUGGGCGUGUACGCUGAAGUCGCUCUUGGAAUGACGUAUAAUCCACAGGAAAAUACAUUUCGCUUGACAUCCGGAGAAAUAGUGCACAUUCAAUUCAAUUGGCACCCAACUUAUCCACUAAAAGACCAGAUUCACCAAAAUGGAAUGUUAUCUGUGCAACCAGACGCAGGAUCGGCCAGUCAAGGGUUUUAUAAUUAUAAACCUUAUCCCAGAUCAUUUGGGCUGUGCGAAUAUAGGAUUUAGGAGCCCCGUCUUAAGUUUGAAUAUCGCACUCCUUCGAGAAAGUUGAAAAUGUGAUUUGCUUGAUAUUUUUUAUGGGCGCUCUUUAUUUUUGUGCAUUUCACUAUUUCUAUAGAAAUCCUAUAAAUCAUUUUCGCUUGUACGCUGGCGAUAAAACAAAGUUGUGACUUCGUAUCCAUCGUAAAUAUCAGUUGUUUCAAAAAUCUAGAAUUUCAAAAAUUUUGAAUUAGAUAUUGAAACCUCCGGGUGUCGCUGCUCGAAAACCAGCCAUGCCUCCCCACUUUUUCCUGCCCCAA
Styela clava is the source of this 1487-nucleotide messenger RNA. RefSeq lists its product as uncharacterized. Lineage: Eukaryota; Metazoa; Chordata; Ascidiacea; Stolidobranchia; Styelidae. The record is from RefSeq and is a predicted model, not a curated record.